UCCAGCUAGACUCCCAGCCUUUCCUCAUGUUUAGCUUAGCAGACUGACGGUACAUUCAUUCCUCUUUUUUUGUAGGUUUUGUUUUGUUUUGUUUUGCUUUGCUUUGCUUUUUUUUUCUUUUUUAACGAAAACAAGCGGCGUGCUAAGAACUGCAAGCCCUCUGGGAGAUUUUCAGCCUUGGCCGGAGCCACCCGAGCCCCCGCGGGGCCGGGAGGCUGCGCUGGCCCGGGCUCAGCGGGAGGCUCUGGGACAGCAAUUCCUGCCUCCAGCCGCUGUCCGGGCGGCUGUGCGAGGGCAGAGCCGCUGCAGCUCCGCUCCGACGGCAGCGGCAUGGCGCUCCGGGCAGCCUGCCUCCUCCUCUGCCUCCUCUCCCUCGCCCAGGUCUCCGACCAGCAGAACGGCAAAGCCCGGCAGAAACCGGCGGCUUCCAAGAAAGAUGGUGUGAGCCUCAAAAUGAUUGAAGACCUGAAGGCUAUGAUUGACAACAUCUCUCAGGAGGUUGCUCUACUGAAGGAGAAGCAAGCACUCCAGACAGUCUGCCUGAAAGGCACCAAAAUUAAUCUGAAAUGCUUUCUGGCGUUUUCGGAGACCAAGACGUACCACGAGGCCAGCGAGAACUGCAUCUCCCAGGGCGGCACGCUGAGCGCGCCCCAGAGCGGCGAGGAGAACGACGCCCUCUACGACUACAUGCGCAGGAGCAUCGGCCCGGAGGCCGAGCUCUGGCUGGGCCUCAACGACAUGGCCACGGAGGGCAGGUGGGUCGACAUGACGGGCAGCCCCAUCCGCUACAAGAACUGGGAGACUGAAAUCACCACCCAGCCCGACGGCGGCAAGCUGGAGAACUGCGCGGCUUUGUCGGGGACCGCCAACGGCAAGUGGUUCGACAAGAGGUGCCGGGAGCAGCUGCCCUACGUCUGCCAGUUCAUGAUCGUGUAGUGGCGGGGCCUCCCCCUGCCCAGCCAGCCCAGACCCCGCCCUGGGCAGCAGGAUAAUGGAGCUGUAGCUGCCUGUACUGCUCCGCGUCCACCCACACACCCUCAUGCACGUGUUCAGUAGAGUCACCCUUCGCAAAGAGAGUCGCUGCGGCUCGCUGCCGGGUUGUAGAGCCCCAGAGCAUUUCCUUUGGCCACAUCCAGCCCUGUUCUCAGCUGCACUGCUCUUCCCAAGGCACGAUUUAUAGAUAUAUAUUUUUUUACACAGGGAAUUUAUUAGGACAGCUCAGUUGUUCCAGCAAAGAAUCAGUGCAGCAGUCCAGCCUGGCAUACAGCUGCCUCGGCUGCCCAGGGCUGUCACUCUGGAGUGUCCUUUCCCAUUUUGCUGAGCUUUCUUGGGACACCAGCAUAGGCAGUUUCCGCUUUCUUCUCUUGUUUUGCUUCCCCAUAAGCCCUGGUAGCAAUUUGUGAGAGUUCCGUGUUCCUCACAGUGUUCCAGUUCAGCCUUGUGAGGAUCAAGGUCCUGUCUCAACAAGCAGAGGGAGAUGCUCCUGCUUUGCUCUGAGAGAUGCAGUUGGGCUUAUUUGGUAGGGUACCAGCUGCUCAGCUAGUCAAAUUACACUUAUGAAUUAAUUACCAAGUUAAAGGCGGGUUUGGUCCUCUUCUCACCAGCCAGAAGCCAGUUUCACUGACUUCAGUGGGAGAGCAAGACCCACUGCCAGAUCCUUUGAAAAAAAAAAUCCCAUCAAAAGCUUUAUUUGUGCAGCAGUAUCAAGGGGGAAGCAGCAAAGAUUGGAGCAUAGUCAACAAUAUUACUAGAAAUAGAAGAUGUGUGUAUUACAUAAAUAAAUGUAAUACUCUUAGGGAGUAUGUUGCUAUAUAAAAAUAACUAUAUAUUGAAAACAAGCCCCGGGACAACUUACUCCAGCAGCUUCAGGAAUGACCUGAUCUGUUCAUAUGUUGGGAAUCCAGAUGAACUAAUCCAGUCUUUGCUGGUUCUUGGCAAACAUAAAUCUGCUGAGCACUGUUUGUGCCAAUAUAGUCAUGCCCAGCUGAAGGUCUGAUCUCAGUGACUUUUUACUGAGAAAAGGUUUAAAGUAAAACAAAACAAAAAAACAAAACCAAAGCAAAACAAAGCAGAAAAUCCCCCCAGCAAUGGUGGGAAAGAAGUGCAGGUCACCCUGGUAGCUUAACAGAGCUUUGCUGGCUGUUGGCAAAAAGGUAUCAGUGGUUCUUUUCAGUCCAGUGCUUGGCAAUAACCCCUCCAGUUUGGGUCACAGGCCCUGCACUUCCAGGUUGGGGGUGUCAAGACAGGAUCCUGCCCGUGGGACAGGUAUUCCAGUUUGCUGCUUUGUUUAAAAGCAGCAUGGUGGUAGGUCUUCCAAGCCAUCAAGUCUGAGCCAAGCUGGAAACACACACACACACACACACACACACACAUACACACACACGCACACACACAAAUGCCGAGUGCACGCUUCUGAGGAUGUCACUAUUGCCAAGCUCUCCGCUGUUCAAAUGACUAUAAAAUAAAAAUAUCUCUAUAGCUUGCUGAAGGAA
Serinus canaria (Common canary) is the source of this 2492-nucleotide messenger RNA. RefSeq names its product C-type lectin domain family 3 member B (gene CLEC3B). The transcript is spliced from 3 exons. Bases 331 to 936 code for a protein of 201 amino acids. Lineage: Eukaryota; Metazoa; Chordata; Aves; Passeriformes; Fringillidae. The record is from RefSeq and is a predicted model, not a curated record.